Molecule: messenger RNA, 1988 nt
Organism: Sinocyclocheilus rhinocerous
Lineage: Eukaryota; Metazoa; Chordata; Actinopteri; Cypriniformes; Cyprinidae
Product: SH2 domain-containing adapter protein D-like
Exons: 3
Coding region: 238-1020 (260 amino acids)
Molecular function (GO): phosphotyrosine residue binding
Source: RefSeq, a predicted model, not a curated record
GAGUGCACCGAUAGGUGGCAGUGGGUAUCUCAGGUAGAAAUUCCCAAUAUAUCCCAGCAGCCGCUCAGCUGUCACACACACACACACACACGGAGAGAGCGCAGGAGUCUCGCGCAGAGUUUCACCAAACAGAAAGUGCUAGAGUCGGGGAACGGGCACUUCACGCCGCCGGAGCCGGAGACACAGCACGGAUACGGAUACAUCUCGUAUCGGAGUUGUGAGCAAUGCGCUGGCAGCAUGGCCAGAUGGUUUAAGGAGCACCUGGGUUUCAAAACCACCAAAGCCCCGCCACCGGCGCCUCCUAAACCGGACUACCGACACUUCCACACCGCCGUCUCCAGCCCUCCAGCGUUCCACCUCCAGCAGCAGACGGGCACCGGGUUAAUGUCCGCGCAGCCCGACAUCCUCACCGCCUACAAACUCCAGAAGGAGCUGGACUUCGAGGAUCCGUACACGCCGGGCGGAACCGUGCCCUUCUCCACCGGACUGAGUUCCGCGGGCUCGCCGGACGUCAAGUACGUGUCUCCGAAGCACCGGCUCAUAAAGGUGGAGACGGUCGAGCGCAGCGGCUCGAGCUCGGGCAGCAGUAGCGGGGCGACCGCGGUCAAAUCCCCCAGCUCUCCACCCGUCGAGCCCGAGAACGGCAAGCAGGAGAAGCUCAUCAUCCUAGAGGACUAUGCCGACCCCUUUGACGCAGCGGACCAGGUGGGUGGCACCCAGACGGUCACAGAAAAGCCAACGGAGAACGACGGCUACAUGGAGCCCUACGAAGCGCAGAAGAUGAUGGCUGAAAUCCGAGGCGGUCGCGCUCCUAAAGACAGUCCGGUCCGGCAGCUUCCUCUAUACGACACUCCGUACGAGCCGGAGGAGAACGGAGGAGAUCCAGACGGAGGUGUGUGUUCCCGCGAGAGCAGAUUACCGCAGGACGACGAGAGGCCGCCGGAGGAGUACGACCAGCCCUGGGAGUGGAAGAAAGACCGCAUAUCCAAAGCCUUCGCAGGUUCGGCUAUAUAUUUGUGAUGGUUGUUUUUCCAGUAGUCAUUAAUAAUACUGAACAGUCAGAAAUAUUACAAGUCCUGUGUCCGGUUCUGUUGGUGGUGGUGGGUGAUGUUGGGGAGUUACUAACUCAAGUAGUGAGGCUACUAACUUAGUUGCUCAGCUGUCUCCGAAACACUAGCUUUUCUACUAAAGAGUUUUUUUUCCCGGUGUUGUAGUGCUUCAUUUUAGUGAGUUGGUUCAUCUAAAUGAUUCAUAUAAAUAAACUGGUUGAAAAGGAUUCAUGCAAUGGUUCGUUCGAACCCCUGUGUGGCAUUUUGUAGCAAAAUAUUUCGUAAAAUACUGCAGUUUACAACUCAAGCGAUGGUCAUACUACACUUCCAGUUAUAUGCAUGCAAAUACAGGAGACCGGAAACACAAGCUGAUGCGAAAUGAUGAACUCUGACCUAUGAAUUUGUAUCAUGUGAACAUGUGACCUGUAGAAGAAAUUAAAAUUGAAUUAAAAGCAAGCAAACUUUAAAUCUGCAGUACUGCAUUGUUGCAGUAAAGUGCAUGUUGUUGUAUUUUGUUUGUAUUCUUUUAAAAAAAGACGCCACUGAGUGUGUCGUCAUAUUAUACGACCAUUGCAGAGUUUGUAGAAAUCAUGCACGCUCAAAGUCUAGUGUAACUGCGGCAUCGUUUAUAUAAAUUAGGGCAUUUUCUCUUUGCUAUUUAUUGAAUGUGUUUGCUGAAAGUUCAUUUUUGUGUUUUGGCUGUGAUUGCUAAUUAAAUCCUAGUUUCUCACUGGUGGAGGUCUCACUCUUUACUGAAUAGGUUGGAGCGUAAAUUCUCAAACAUUUUCAUUGCAAAUCAACUUGAAUGUCUAAACAGGCUCAUUUUAAUAUCUCAGCCGUUGCCGGAUCCGCCUGUUUCUGGGAAUGCUGGGAGAUUUUCUGCUUCCUCUCUCUCUGAAUGCUUUGUUCCUCAGUCGAGACUUCAGGACCGGCUCAUUU